AUGGCAAAGACCGCGAAAGUGAAGGCAAAAGUUUCCUCGAAAUCCAUGCAUUCAAGAGCGGCAAAGCGAGCCGUGUCUCCGACAAAUGAAUCAUUAUUGAAGUUCGUUCCCAGGACAGAGCCGAUCCCGACAGUCAAGCCACAUAUCCUAUCUGCAAAGCAUAAUGCCGGUAUUACGAAAAAGUCCAAAUCCAAGCAGAUCACCCGUGCCCAGCGGAAGCGGCAAGAAAAAGGCCUGGAACGUGCGGAAUUGAUUAUGGAUAGAACAGAAAAGAAAAUGGCCAAAAGCAUGGGCAAGGCAAAGGUUGUCAAAGAGCGAAGAUCCACGUGGGAUGACAUGAAUCGUAAAGCUCUUGCUGUACCUGGCAAAGUGGUCUCAGGAGGGGAUGUGGACGGUGCUGAGGCUAUGGACGAAGACGCUGAACCGAAUGAGGCGCGUACACCACCAGUAACGACGAUUUCUCAGUCUUCGGUGCAAUCACAACAGGCAACACCUCUCCAAAAGUUUGAAUUUGAGGAAGAUGGAGAAAUCACUUGA
Molecule: messenger RNA, 537 nt
Organism: Histoplasma capsulatum G186AR
Lineage: Eukaryota; Fungi; Ascomycota; Eurotiomycetes; Onygenales; Ajellomycetaceae
Exons: 3
Coding region: 1-537 (178 amino acids)
Biological process (GO): ribosomal large subunit export from nucleus
Cellular component (GO): nucleolus; preribosome, large subunit precursor
Source: RefSeq, a predicted model, not a curated record